Dentiscutata erythropus is the source of this 426-nucleotide messenger RNA. The record is from the annotation of a GenBank genome assembly. NCBI's taxonomy places the organism in Eukaryota, Fungi, Glomeromycota, Glomeromycetes, Diversisporales, Gigasporaceae.
AUGCUUGCAAAAUUAACGACAAUCUGCUAUAUACAUAAUUGUACCGAACGACUAACACAAGAAUUCACUGUCAAGAAGGUUACUGGUAUCGUUAGUGCAACAUCGAUUAAAGUAUUAGAUCUUGACUACGAAGACAUGCCCGCAUUAGAAGAAAAAGUUGGUGACAGAGAACCAUCCAACUUCUGGGCAGAAGCAAAACAUGAUGCAAACAACAAAUACCUCUCCAACAAAACUUCGACUAUUCCUGAAUAUCAACAAGGUCGCAAGCCUCACGGUGCCACUCCAAAAGUAGCAAAAAAAAAUCGACCCACCUUAUCUAAUAUGAACCCAACUUCUCUCUCAUCGGCUCUAAAGACAAACCCUGUCCCAAAUAUGUCUGAUCAACAGUUCUCUUCUCAAAGUAAUAAAGAUAGAACUACAAAAUAA